UCUUCCGGGCGUGUGUUUCCGGCGUCGGUCGCGGCCCGGACAGUGUGAGAGCUGUAAGAUGGCGGCGGCGGCGGUGGUAGAGUUCCAGAGAGCCCAGUCUCUACUCAGCACCGACCGGGAGGCCUCCAUCGACAUCCUCCACUCCAUAGUGAAGCGUGACAUCCAGGAGAAUGAUGAGGAGGCAGUGCAGGUCAAAGAGCAGAGCAUCCUGGAACUGGGGUCUCUCCUGGCGAAGACUGGACAAGCUGCAGAGCUUGGAGGACUCCUGAAGUAUGUGCGACCCUUUUUGAAUUCCAUAAGCAAGGCUAAAGCAGCUCGUCUUGUGAGAUCGCUUCUGGAUCUGUUUCUUGAUAUGGAAGCAGCUACAGGGCAGGAGGUUGAGUUGUGUUUAGAGUGCAUCGAAUGGGCCAAAUCAGAGAAAAGAACAUUCUUACGCCAAGCUUUGGAGGCAAGACUAGUGUCUUUGUACUUUGAUACCAAGAGGUACCAGGAAGCAUUGCAUUUGGGUUCUCAGCUGUUGCGGGAGUUGAAAAAGAUGGAUGACAAAGCCCUUUUGGUGGAAGUACAGCUUUUAGAAAGCAAAACAUACCAUGCCCUCAGCAACUUGCCGAAAGCCCGAGCUGCCUUAACCUCUGCUCGAACCACAGCAAAUGCCAUCUACUGCCCCCCUAAAUUGCAGGCCACGUUGGAUAUGCAGUCAGGUAUUAUUCACGCAGCAGAGGAGAAGGACUGGAAAACUGCAUACUCAUAUUUCUAUGAGGCAUUUGAGGGUUAUGACUCCAUUGAUAGCCCCAAGGCAAUCACCUCUCUGAAGUACAUGUUGUUGUGCAAAAUCAUGCUCAACAGCCCAGAAGAUGUCCAGGCUCUGGUGAGCGGGAAGCUUGCACUGCGGUAUGCGGGGAGGCAGACAGAAGCAUUAAAAUGUGUGGCCCAGGCUAGCAAGAACAGGUCACUCGCAGAUUUUGAAAAGGCCCUGACAGAUUACCGGGCAGAGCUCCGGGAUGACCCAAUCAUCAACACGCACUUGGCCAAGCUGUAUGAUAACUUACUGGAACAGAAUCUGAUCCGAGUCAUUGAGCCUUUUUCCCGAGUACAGAUUGAACACAUAUCUAGCCUCAUCAAACUCUCCAAGGCCGAUGUGGAAAGGAAAUUAUCACAGAUGAUUCUUGACAAGAAAUUUCAUGGGAUCUUGGACCAGGGGGAGGGUGUUUUGAUUAUUUUCGAUGAACCCCCAGUAGAUAAAACUUAUGAAGCUGCUCUGGAAACAAUUCAGAACAUGAGUAAAGUAGUGGAUUCUCUCUACAACAAAGCCAAGAAACUGACAUAGAGUUGGAUCUGUAGCGGUCCUUUGGCGAGUGUGUGUGGCGGGAGAGUGAAACCUUUGGGGAAAAUGCUAGGAGAUUCUUUUUUCUUUUUGUUCUACUUUUCGCUCGGAAAGUUUUUAAAUCCUCAUUUGGUGCAUCUGUAUUCCAGCCGAUAGGUGUGCCAGUUUUCAUGUAAUCUUUACUGGCCCAACUUGGGAGUGGGGACAUUGCUUACAAAAAAAAGAAAAAGAAAAAAAAGAUUAUUCUAAAUAAAAGGAAAAGGCUUACACUACCUAAAGCUGUGCUCUCUGCCUCCUGGGAGAGGGCUGUCAAGCCAGGCGCUCCGCCAGCCACCGGGCUCCACCCGCUGGCGGCACCUCUCCUCUUCAGAAUUGGGUGUUUGCCUGACCAUCAAAGCAACGACUUUUUAUUCUGUUUGUACUGAACCAAAACAAACAACUGUGGAUAGACUGCUGUUUUCUUUUUUAUUUGAAACGAGGCGUUUCCGUGUUCUUUCCCCCGUCAUACGGCUGUCCACCCACCUUCCCUCCACAAAGGCUCCAGCAGACCGGCUGAAGGUCCUGCCACCGCCCCAGCAGCAGCAGCAGCUCCGCUCGGACCUGGGAAGGACGGGACGAGGCCAGGAGCUAGUGUCCACCACGGCCACACGGGAGCAUGUGGGCCCUCGCGGGGCCUGCUGUGCAUGUGGCUCUUUUUAACACAGUAAACUAGAUUAGACGUCAAUGUUUUAAUUGCCCCCCUCUGCUCUUUCUCUUCCUUCUCUCUCCCCUUUCAGCCAGGAGACCAUCACGUGUCUCUUCUUCCUCCUUCCCCCUCGGGAAGGCGGGCUGUCGGGCGUCCAUUAGCUUCCCUUCCUGUCCCACUCCUCUCCUGCUGGCCGAUGGAUUUAUUCCGUUUUAAAACAGUGAACAUCGGAAAUGAGACUGGGGGGUGUGUUUUUAUUUUUAUUGUUGAGUUUUCGAGCAACCUCAUGUCCCCUUCCCAGGGAGCCUCUUUCCUUUCUUAGAACUGGAAGCGGGGAGGUGAGCCUGCAUACCGCAUGCUUUUUCUGGCGAGGUCACACAGUGGAUGCCACUGGCUGGUGAGCUUCGGGCCUCUGGGUGCUCAGCUCCCUCUUCCUCCUCCAGCUCUUGUCUCCUCCCUCCCUCUCCCUCCUGCUUCCUUCCUGCUGGCCUCCUUUUGUUUUUCUUUCCCUUUCUCAGAUUAUCCUUCCAGGUUUUCGUAAUAAAUUUAUAUUUUGUAAAAGGAUUUUGUUGUACCAGGUUUUGCAUCCUCACUGAAUCUGACUGGCUCUUAUUUUCCUCUCCAAAAUCAGGUUUUUAUUCUCAACAUCUCUCCCCAUCAUGUCCAGUCACUGUUUUGGUUUUGGCACCAUCAAUAUCAAAUGUACAAACGGUUCUUGCUAACCAACACCAGGUAUAUCUGAUGUUCAGAUGAGUUCCAAUAAAAACAAUUUUUUUUUCAA
Myotis davidii is the source of this 2790-nucleotide messenger RNA. RefSeq names its product proteasome 26S subunit, non-ATPase 11 (gene PSMD11). Gene Ontology annotation, cellular component: proteasome regulatory particle, lid subcomplex. Gene Ontology annotation, biological process: ubiquitin-dependent protein catabolic process. The coding region runs from base 59 to 1327 and encodes 422 amino acids. The transcript is spliced from 14 exons. The record is from RefSeq and is a predicted model, not a curated record. Lineage: Eukaryota; Metazoa; Chordata; Mammalia; Chiroptera; Vespertilionidae. Gene Ontology annotation, molecular function: protein binding; structural molecule activity.